Molecule: messenger RNA, 3638 nt
Organism: Gadus macrocephalus (Pacific cod)
Lineage: Eukaryota; Metazoa; Chordata; Actinopteri; Gadiformes; Gadidae
Gene: hoxb6b
Product: homeobox B6b
Exons: 2
Coding region: 2325-3047 (240 amino acids)
Biological process (GO): regulation of transcription by RNA polymerase II; anterior/posterior pattern specification
Cellular component (GO): nucleus
Molecular function (GO): RNA polymerase II cis-regulatory region sequence-specific DNA binding; DNA-binding transcription factor activity, RNA polymerase II-specific
Source: RefSeq, a predicted model, not a curated record
CGUGUUUCUCAGCCCGUUGCCAGCCAUUAACACAACACUGCGCAGGACGUUAAAGCAUGCCUGCUCCUGGUGUAUUUAGUCAACUUGUCUUAUCAUGGGGUGAAUGAAACUCGAGAAUGUGAUGAUGGUAACACGAGUUUCGUCAGAUUUGUACAUUUGGACAUUUGUCCGGCUGUCAGCAGCGCCUCGUUCUCCUAUAGGCCGAAAUGAAGGCCCGUCUCUCAAAUACAAAUAAUUAUCACAAUAAUUGAUAAAAAAAAAUAGUAGUAGAAAUAGUCCAGAUUUAACAUGUUUUCAUGGUGAAUGUUAAGUUUAUCGCCAGUUGUAAUUAAACUAGGCCAAGCAAGGAUGGUUUAAGCAGCGGACAAGCAUCAAAGCCGGAAUAUCUCUCAGGUUUAUGGAACAUGCUGCUCCGUCUUAUCUAGUAAACGUUUACCCCUUCAGAACAAAAUGUAUAUGAGCUGUCUUACCCAAAAUGUUGGAAACAUGGCAAAAAUACACCGCACUGAACCAGUAGGCCCGACAGCGGACCUAUCGUCCAUUGUCAGGUUUCCCCGGAUGUGUGUGUGGGUGUGUGGGUGUAAAUUGGGCUUUUUACACCAUAUUUCCAUAAAUAUAAAUAGUUUGAAUGUGUUCAAUACCUCCCAAAGGCAUAUUCGUGGCCCAUUUGAUUAUAGCUGUCAUAUCUACGACUCCGGCCCGCUCAGAGGCUCGAAUCUCAUCCUCGAAUUAUGCGGUGCGUCGGAAUAAACGCUCUUUCCAAACACAAAUGGUGUCUGCAGCCCUUAACGUCUUCUUAUGGCCUGUAGUGUAUGGAGUCUUUGAAUUUGGGAAGCUGUUAAGACAAGUGCGACCAUGAUUGGCAGUGUGGCCUUAAAAUAGGAUCAAAUGUAGCCUAUACUUUAAUAAUCCCGGCAGGGAUAUUAGGGAUUUCCCUUAUCUUAUUUCUCUACAGUGUGGCCUGUGUGGUCAUGAGACGCCCUCACGAAAAAGAAUAUAGCAUCAGAAAAACAUUGCACCAGCGAUAACACUGUAAAUAACCGCUUCGUGAAUAGACUUUGAGGCCUACACAACGCCGUUAGCUUCAACCGGAGGUGCAAUUAGCUACAUAAUAUAUGAAUUGCUAUUGUCUAGGCCAUUUGAUUUGAAUAAUAUGAUCCAAAAAUAUCCACCACACAUAAGACAACAGCUAUAUUAAUAAUUAUAACUAUGAUACAAAUUAUGAUUAUAAUAAUAAUUGAUAUUAUUAUCAAUAUUAUAAUUAUUAUAAUGAUCUUAAUGCCAUGAUGAGACAGUAGUGAUGGAAGGGAAACCUUGAUCUCUGAGACUCGUCGUGCUGCAGCCUUGUUCACCUUAUUUACUUGUAGUCUUGUUGAUCUAUCUGCGGAGGCUAAGUGCGCAUUUGUCCCGGUCAGACAAGCCAUGGAUUUUCGUCUCUCCGAAUAGGCCUAUUUAAACAAACAUAGGGAAAUUUUAGAGCAGCAUUAGCCCAAUGAAUACAGAUGACUUUAUUUAGUGGACAGAUUUCCAACAAAUAUGUGCGCGUGCCUGCAUGCGCGUCUGUGAAAAGAACAAACGACAACAAUCGAAACGUUUAGUGAUGUGUUAUAUCUCUGGUAUUUUGGAAAUAAUUAGGCUAAUUGGUAAUUCCUUGCGAACACACGAGUUUAUCUAUGUGCUUGCGCGCGAGAGUGAGAAUGUUUGUUUGCGUGCGUGCGUGCGUGUGUGUGUGUGUGUGUGUGUGUGUGUGUGUGUGUGUGUUUGUGUGUGUGUGUGUGUGUGUGUGCGUGUGUUUAUGUGUGCGUUCGUUUGUGUGUUAUAUAUGUGUCAAGUGAACAUGUUUGUCCGAAGUAGCAACAUAAAAAACAUUAUUUGAUUCCAAAUAUGAGAUUUGCUCUAAACUUUAUUUAUUAUAAUAUAUUUUUAUUUAUUUGUGUUUGUUUGUGUGUGUGUGUGUGUGUGUGUGUGUGUGUGUGUGUGUGUGUGUGUGUGUGUGUGUGUGUGUGUGUGUGUGUGUGUGUGUGUGUGCGUACGCGCUUGCGUGCGUGCGUGCGUGUGGAAACACGGACAAGCACGAGCGCUUCAUUCGAUUCACUGGGGACCCUGGCGCGCAACAAGAGCCCCCCAUGGGGGCAAUACUGCAACCAUAGAAGCCAGUGAUUGGCCAGACGUUGAUCAGAUGGUAGAGAUCCCCUCUGCAUUCAGUCGUCCUUCGCAACCCCCUACAGCAAAAACCAAAUCUCCGAUAAAGUAAUGGCAAAACCACUUGGACUAUAAAAGACAACAAAUCAUAUUCCUCCGGAGUAUACGCGGUUGUCCAUCCAAUGAGUUCCUAUUUUGUUAACUCAACUUUUCCCGUGUCUCUAUCGGGCGGACAGGACUCUCUCCUGGGUCAGAUACCGCUCUAUUCGUCUGGAUACACCGAUCCUUUAAGACACUAUUCCAAUGCAGCCACUUAUGGAGCGGCCAACAUGCAGGACAAGGUGUAUCCUACCGCCGCGUCCUACUACCAACAGAGCAGCGCCGCGGCCGCCGCCGCCCUCUACGGCCGCGCCAACGGCGGCGCGCCCUGCGACUUUAACACCGUCGGUACUUUCUACAAGGACAGUGAGGGCUCGUGCGCCUUCGCCAAUCGGGAAGACCAGCCGCUGUUUGUAACUCAGGACCACCACCGCAAGACAGAGUGCCCGGAGCAGAGUGUCAGCAUGAGCAGCAGCCUGGACGACAAGUCUUCCCUGAUUUAUCCCUGGAUGCAAAGGAUGAACGCCUGUUCCGCCGGUACGUUUGGCAGCACGGGCCGAAGGGGCCGGCAGACCUACACGCGCUACCAGACCCUGGAGCUGGAGAAGGAGUUCCACUUCAACCGCUACCUCACGCGGCGGCGGCGCAUCGAGAUCUCGCACGCGCUGUGCCUCACGGAGCGCCAGAUCAAGAUCUGGUUCCAGAACCGCCGCAUGAAGUGGAAGAAGGAGAACAAACUGCUCAAUCCCGCCAAGCCCAGUGAGGAGGAGGAGGAGGAAGAGACGGAGAAAAACAAGCCCAGCUGAGGAAGGGCUGAAGCGCUGGCCCCGGGAUGUGCACAUCCCCCCCCCCCCCCCCGAUUGGCUUACACACGGCCUACGAAUAAAUACAAUUAAUGUGAAGACGAUGUAUCAUUUCUUUGUAGAUAUAGGCCUCAGUGUCGUGUAUCAUGGCGAAUAUGUUUGCAAAAAAAAUCAACGUGUAGAAUAUUAGACCAUAUUUGAACCUUUUGCACGGUGAUCUCUGUGUUAGACUGUCCUCCUUUGUUUGUGUUUGUGCUUAAUCGUGUGCUUAGGAGACUAUGCAACAUGGCCAAAUGUAAAUAGAUUUUUCAGUGUUUAGGGUUUGAAAAUGUUGUGAUCUCAAUAGAUCCUUUAAGUUGCUUCCAGCGUCCCUUAAAGCGGGUCUCUGGCCUGUGCUGUCCCUAGCCUUGUGCUGUUAGAUGUUCUACGGUUGUUGUCCUGCUAGCCAUAACGUUUUGUACAUCAAACCUACAUGCUAUUUAUUGAUUUUCCACCUGUGUUACAUGAGCAUCCAGAUAUUGUGUGCAAUAUUUUGUUAGAUAUUUGUACAUAGAAAUAAAGGCUUUUGUGUUAAAAAAAGAAAAUAAUAUUGGA